GGGGCGGGCGAAGUCCGGAUCCAUAAAAGCGCGGCAGGAGCACGGUGGCCACAGCCAUGCCUGCCCUCGGUUUCACGCUGCUGCUGCUGGCGGCGGUAUCGCGGCCGCCACCGGGGGGCGCCUCGGGCCCGGCAGAGAAGCUUCCCGCAGAGCCGGACCCCGACCUGGACCCGGACCGGGACCCGGACCCAGCCGCGCACCCAGCCCGGGAGCUGCGGAGGCGCUUCGAGGACCUGCUGGCCCGCCUGCGCGCCAACCGGAGCGCGGACGCCCUGCCCGCCGAGCGCAGCCCCGCGCCCGUGGUCCACACUCUCACCCCGGAUGUGCGGCGCGGACACGACGGCAGCCUGCACCUGCGCAUCCCCAGGGCGUCCCUGCCCCCGGGCGUCCCCAGGGCCUCCCGCGUGCAGCACGCCCUACUCCGCCUGUCCCCGGAGACGCGCGAGCCCUGGGACGUGACGCGGCCUCUGCAGCGCCAGUUGCGCCUCCUUGACCCCCGCGCACCUGCACUGCUUCUGCACCUGUGGCCGCCGUCUGACAGGUGGCGGGAGCUGAGCUCCGCGCCGCCCCGGCUGGAGCUGCACCUGCGAACCCGUUCCGCCAGGGGGCGCCGCAGCACGCGCAUGCGCACCAGGGACGACUGCCCGCUGGGGCCAGGGCGCUGCUGCCGCCUGCACACGGUACGCGCGUCGCUGCAAGACUUGGGUUGGACCGACUGGGUGCUGUCGCCGCGGGAGCUGCACGUGGGCAUAUGCAUGGGCGAGUGCCCCAGCCUGUACCGCUCCGCCAACACGCACGCGCAGGUCAAAGCGCGGCUGCAUGGCCUGAAGCCAGACUCGGUGCCCGCGCCGUGCUGCGUUCCCUCCAGCUAUGACCUGGUCGUCCUCAUGCACAAGACAGACGGCGGCAUCGCGCUACACACCUACGACGACCUCAUCGCCAAAGGCUGCCACUGCGCAUGAGCAGGCUGGCUACAGCGGUCACCACGGGGGAUCCUCAUGCUGGUUGGAUGCCUUUAUGCAUCUGCGCAUGUGGGUGUGGUAGCUGACGUCUCCACCUACCGAGGGCCGUGGCCCAGCGCCUCGGCUCCUCCCCUCACUCCUCCUCCUUCCCAGAUAACUAUUUAUAAGUUCAUAUUUAUUGUUAAUUUAUUGGGGUUACAUGCCUGAGAGCCACGAGGCUGAUUCAAUGGGGUAUGUAUUUAUUUAAACCUGAGAGCCACGAGGCUGAUUCAAUGGGGUAUGUAUUUAUUUAAAACUAUUAAUAAAAACGACGCACAAAGGGAA
Cavia porcellus (domestic guinea pig) is the source of this 1286-nucleotide messenger RNA. It is a transcript of the gene Gdf15, whose product is annotated as growth differentiation factor 15. The transcript is spliced from 2 exons. The record is from RefSeq and is a predicted model, not a curated record. Bases 57 to 962 code for a protein of 301 amino acids. Lineage: Eukaryota; Metazoa; Chordata; Mammalia; Rodentia; Caviidae. Gene Ontology annotation, molecular function: growth factor activity; cytokine activity. Gene Ontology annotation, cellular component: extracellular region.